AUUUUUUUAAAGCGAAAACGGAAGUACUCAAAGUGAAACAUCUUGCCGCUAGCUGCUCCUCCGUAUAGCAACUAGCAACACAAAGCUAACUUUGUGUCGUUUCUGAGUCGAACCAAUGUCAGAUAAACCCGUGAAACGUCCAGGAGUUGGGGUCGGGGUGUUGGUGACGGACUCGGCCCACCCGGGCUGUGUUCUCGUGGGGAAACGGAAGAGCCCGAUGGGCAACGGGACGUACCAGCUCCCCGGGGGGCACUUAGAGUUUGGAGAGACAUGGGAGCAGUGUGCUCACAGAGAGGUGCUGGAGGAAGCUGGGGUGCGUUUGGUGGACGUCCGCUUCGCCUCGGUGGUGAACUCCAUCAGACUGGAGGAGCAGUACCACUACGUCACCAUAAUCAUGCAGGGAGAACUGGACCGGAAGCAGUCGGGAGAGCCCGAGAACCUGGAGCCGGAGAAGAACGAGGGUUGGACGUGGACGCUCUGGGACCGGUUCCCUCCAGAGGAGCAGCUCUUCUUGCCACUUGCUGGUCUGAGGCAGCAAGGCUUCCAGCCGUUCAGGAACACAGCGGCAAGCAGCUUUAAGGCAGAUCCGUAACACUGUGAAGCAUUUAUCCUUCCCCAAAGGAUCACACUGACAGACAUAAGUGCUUUUUCCUCAAACAUUGUGUCUUUUUCUUAUGCUACAUACUGUAUUAUUUGUCACAUUAUGUCAGAUUUUAAGCAACAAAUAAAUAAAAUGCAAAUGUGUAAAAGUACAGACAUCAACACAAGAGAGGGCACAUAUUUAAAUAUUUUAAUUAUUUUUUGUGACAACAUAUGCUUUAAAUAUUUUAGGAUAUUCAAUGAAAUAAAAAUAUUCUUGGGAAUGAUUUACAAA
Molecule: messenger RNA, 874 nt
Organism: Gasterosteus aculeatus aculeatus (three-spined stickleback)
Lineage: Eukaryota; Metazoa; Chordata; Actinopteri; Perciformes; Gasterosteidae
Gene: nudt15
Product: nudix (nucleoside diphosphate linked moiety X)-type motif 15
Biological process (GO): dGTP catabolic process
Cellular component (GO): cytosol
Molecular function (GO): 8-oxo-7,8-dihydrodeoxyguanosine triphosphate pyrophosphatase activity
Source: RefSeq, a predicted model, not a curated record